This is a messenger RNA of Eutrema salsugineum, 1767 nucleotides long. Its product is annotated as growth-regulating factor 8. Gene Ontology annotation, biological process: DNA-templated transcription; regulation of DNA-templated transcription; developmental process. Lineage: Eukaryota; Viridiplantae; Streptophyta; Magnoliopsida; Brassicales; Brassicaceae. Gene Ontology annotation, molecular function: ATP binding. The transcript has 4 exons. The coding region runs from base 415 to 1701 and encodes 428 amino acids. The record is from RefSeq and is a predicted model, not a curated record. Gene Ontology annotation, cellular component: nucleus.
UGGCACUGAGAGAGAUAGAGAGAGAGACAAAAUAGAGUGAGCCUUUGUGUUCUUGUAGGUGUUUUUAAGGUUAUCCUUUUUUUCUACUUCUUAGGUUCCGGACUUUAGGCUAAGAGAAAAGGCGGGGGUGCUCUUUCUCUGUUUCUCCUCUGUUUUUUUUUUUCUUUCUUGGAUUUUUUUGGGUGUAGUUGAUCUUUAAAGGAUAAAGCUUUUGAGUAUCUCCAAGGUAUCCAUUACAGAGACAAAGCAUAACACAAAAAGGGUAUUCGAGUUUCUUUCUCUGUUUAUGUGUGUUGUUGUGCUUUUAAAUCGGGGUUUUAAGGUUUUAAGAGAGGUGGUGGUUCUGGUAAAAGCUGAGAACUUUUGAGUGGAUAUUACAGAGAGAAAGAGAGAUUGUGUGUGUUUUUAGUUUAAAUGGGAACAAGAGCAGAACGUAAUAAGGAAGAUUUUGGUGGUGGGUUCGGAUUUGGAGUUGUAGAACACUCUCAUAAAGACGUUAUGGUACUACCCCAUCAUCAUCAUCAUCAUCAAUAUCCAUCAUAUUCAUCGCCUUCCUCUGCUUCCUUGUGUUACUAUUCCGCUGGUGUUGGCGAUUCCAUGUUCUCUGCUUCAAGCAAUCAGUCAUACACUUCUUCUCUUGGGGAAAUGUUUUCCCUCGCCGGUUCUAAUUCUGCUGCUGUUUCAGUUGCAGACCCUUUUUUCACCUUGAGCUCUUCAGGGGAGAUGGGAAGAAGUAUGAGUGAAAAGGAAGGUGCAGCUUUCAGUGAAGCUCAAUGGCAAGAGCUUGAGAGGCAGAGGAAUAUAUAUAAGUACAUGAUGGCUUCUGUUCCUGUUCCUUCUGAGCUUCUUACACCCAUUCCCAAGAACCCAUCAAACACUAACAAUUCAGAUGUGACAGUGGCAGUGGCGAAAGGUAGUUCAUUGAAGCUAGGGAUUGCUUCAAACGCAAUCAACAAUGCAGCUGAUAUGGAGCCGUGGAGGUGCAAAAGAACAGAUGGCAAGAAAUGGAGAUGCUCUAGAAACGUGAUCCCUGAUCAAAAAUACUGUGAGAGACACACUCACAAGAGCCGUCCUCGUUCAAGAAAGCCUGUGGAAUCAUCUCACCACAAUGACUUUCGUGCCGCUAAAAACGAUACUAACCAGUUAGCUAAACCAUAUCCCCAGUUUUACGGACAACCCGUAAGCCAGUUCUCUGUGCCUUGUGCUCUUCCCUCUGCUUCCUCUUCAUAUGAUCAUCACAGAGAAUUCAGGUGGUUUAUGAAAGAAGGCGAUGCCAUUGCAACUUUAAGUCCGGCGAUUCAUGAAGCUGCACAGGUGAAGGUUGGAUCAAGCAGAGAGCUCAAACGCGGAUUCAACUAUGAUCUGAAUUUCAGGCAGAAGGAGCCAUUAGUCGACCAAAGCUUUGGAGCAUUGCAGGGUCUAUUGAGUCCAAACCAGACACCUCAUAACCAAGAGACAAGGCGGUUUUUCGUAGAACGGGAUCAAGAUGAAGCAAUGGGAAGCUCUCUGACACUAUCAAUGGCUGGAGGAGCCAUGGAGGAAGCAGAGGGAACAAACCAGCACCAGUGGAUUAGCCAUGAAGGGCCAUCAUGGCUCUGUUCAACAACACCAGGUGGACCAUUGGCUGAAGCAUUGUGUCUUGGUGUCUCCAACAACCCAAGUACUAGUAAUACUAGUAGCUGCAGCAGAAGCUCAAGCUAAAAAUAAAAAUGACUUUGAGCUGUGUUGUGUUGUUUUACAAGUCAAAAACCGUUUUUUUAUAUAUUA